Lolium rigidum is the source of this 1683-nucleotide messenger RNA. RefSeq names its product trans-cinnamate:CoA ligase, peroxisomal-like. The record is from RefSeq and is a predicted model, not a curated record. Bases 1 to 1683 code for a protein of 560 amino acids. Lineage: Eukaryota; Viridiplantae; Streptophyta; Magnoliopsida; Poales; Poaceae. The transcript is spliced from 2 exons.
AUGGACAUGUUGCCAAAGCGCGAUGGUAACCACGUUCCUCUGAGCCCCAUCACCUUCCUCCCGAGGGCCGCCUCCUCCUACGCCGACCGCACCUCCCUCAUCUACGGCAGCACCACCUUCACCUGGAAGCAGACGUACCAACGCUGCUGCCGCGUCGCCGCCGCACUCCAGGAGAUGGGCGUCUCCAAGAACGACGUCGUGUCGGUUCUUUCACCCAACUCGCCGGCGAUGUACGAGCUGCACUUCGCGGUGCCCAUGGCCGGGGCGGUUUUCAACGCCAUCAACUCGCGCCUGGACGCGGCCGGCGUGGCCACCAUCAUCAACCAUGCCCAGCCCAAGGUGCUGCUCGUGGAUUACGAGUACACCGGCCUCGUGACCGAGGCGAUCAAAGCCCUGAGCGCCGACGCGCCGAAGCCAACGCUCGUGGUGAUGGACGACCAUAACAAGCCCACAGGCGCCCGCAUGGCCGGCGCUGACAUCGAGUACGAGCAGCUGGUGGCGAGAGGAGACCCGGCGAGGUACCCUCCCCGAGUCCUCGAGGACGAGUGGGACGCUGUCACCCUUAACUACACCUCCGGCACGACGGCGGCGCCCAAGGGCGUCGUGUACAGCCACCGCGGCUCCUACCUCAGCACGAUGGCCAACAUGAUCCAGUGGGGCCUGAGCAACGAGGCGGUCUACCUGUGGUCGCUCCCCAUGUUUCACUGCAACGGCUGGGCCUGCACGUGGGGCGUGGCGGCGUGCGGCGGCGUCAACGUCUGCAUCCGCUCGCCCACCGCCGUAAACAUAUACACCUCCAUAGCCACCUACGGCGUCACCCACAUGUGCGUCGCGCCGGUGCUGUUCAACGUCCUCAUAGAGGGUCGCCAUAAGCCGCUGCCCCGCCCCGUGCAGGUCCUCACAGGCGGUGCGCCGCCGGCAGCUGCAGUCCUCGACAGCAUCGAGAAGCUCGGGUUCAAAAUCACGCACUCGUACGGCAUGACGGAGGCGACGGGGCCUGCUACAUAUUGCGAGUGGCGGCAGCGGUGGGACGCGCUGCCGGCGCCAGAGCGGGCGGCGCUGAAGGCACGGCAGGGCGUGAGCGCGCUCUCCCUCGCCGCGGUCGACGUGAAGGAUCUCAGCACCAUGAAGAGCGUGCCCCGUGACGGCGCCACCCUCGGGGAGAUCGUGAUACGCGGGAGCGGCGUCAUGAAGGGGUACUACAGGAACCCGGAGGCCACAGAGGCCGCGUUCCGCGGCGGCUGGUUCCUCACCGGCGACGUCGGGGUGGUGCACCCGGACGGGUACGUGGAGAUCAAGGACAGGUCCAAGGACGUGAUCAUCUCCGGUGGCGAGAACAUCAGCAGCGUCGAGGUGGAGUCCGUGCUCUACGGCCACCCCGCGGUGCUCGAGGCGGCGGUGGUGGCCAUGCCGCACCCGCACUGGGGCGAGACGCCGUGCGCCUUCAUGUCGCUCAAGGAAGGCGUCCCCAAGGUUAAGGAGGAGGAGGUCGUGUCCUUCUGCCGGAGCAAGAUGGCGCGCUUCAUGGUGCCCAAGAAGGUGGUGUUCGUGGAUCAGCUGCCCAGGAACUCCACCGGGAAGGUCCAGAAGCUCCUGCUCCGUGAGAGGGCGCGUGCAUUGGUGGCAGCUGCUACCAACAACAAGGAACAACACCUGGUCAUCGCUGGGUCUAGCAGGCUUUGA